Molecule: messenger RNA, 1830 nt
Organism: Trichomycterus rosablanca
Lineage: Eukaryota; Metazoa; Chordata; Actinopteri; Siluriformes; Trichomycteridae
Product: beta-1,4 N-acetylgalactosaminyltransferase 2-like
Exons: 12
Coding region: 1-1830 (609 amino acids)
Biological process (GO): UDP-N-acetylglucosamine metabolic process; UDP-N-acetylgalactosamine metabolic process
Molecular function (GO): acetylgalactosaminyltransferase activity
Source: RefSeq, a predicted model, not a curated record
AUGACGGGUCGGAAUCGGCCCGAGCUUAUCGUCUUUACGUUGCACUUCGGAAAGUCCGUCCGGAUACGAGCUGGAAAUGCUCUUCGCUCCUCGAGAACUGCUGGGAUGUUUAUGGAAUCCAUGCUUUGUUUCGUCCUGUACGGAUUCUUCCGCUCCUUCACUCCAGCCUUCUGCACCACGGCACACAAGAAGGCGAUACAGAGGGUCAUCAACACCGCCCAGAAAAUCAUCGGGCACCCUCUCCCAUACCUAAAGGAACUCUACAGCACCCGCUGUAUUGAUCCAUCAGUAUUCAAAAGUCACGAGAUGGUUCUGAGCCUGGCGUUUGCCCUCUCCUUCCUCCAGCGCAUGAAUAUGAAGUUGGUGGUUGUGAUAGGAACUCCUGCUGAACUGGUCAAUGAUGACGGUGCACCAGUUUCCUCUGACUGCCAGACUCUGCUGGUGAAGCAUUGCCAAGAUCUUGCUGAGGCCUUGCAGAACAGCUCUGCUUGUGUUGUUCCUUUCUUUAGUUCUGAUGUAAUGCUGCAACUUCAGGAGUCUGAGCAUGGCAGCAGAAUAUUCAUAAACGUCAGUCGUCCCUCGUGUACCUGUUCAGCUGCUGAGCUGGCACGUCUAUUGCCAAAGGACAGUCUGAGUAUAAUAGAGAAUCAUCGGACUGAAGAAUACAGACAGCACCAGAUCAGGAUGAAGAGAAGUAACACGAUUAUUCUCGCUCAACCCAACUCUCCUCUUCAAUAUCCCAUGCAUGGAGUGACAGUGAUACCCAUGAGGAAAAGUGAGAUACCAGGUUUAGCAUUACAUACAUCACGGAAAGGUCCUUACAAGGUUACUCUAAAAGUGCAGCUUGGCGUGCUGUCUGUGGACAACAACGUGGCUGAAGCAGUUGUUGAAGGGCAGAACCAGGGCACCUUAAACAUCUCCUCCACCCGACUGGCCAUUAUUAAUUAUUUGCUAAACAAAGUGACCUACACCACCAGUCACUACCACGUCAAGGCAACCGACAUGGUCUACUACACCUUUGACGAUUACACAGCACUAUUUCCCAUUAUGAUCCAACGGCCGAAAGUACCUGUCCUCAGCGAUCCCGGAAAUGAUGUCAACUCUCAGGUGACCAUCGUCACCAAGACCUUCAUAAGAUACAGGGAGUUAUACGUCCUUAUUAACAGCAUUCGUCGGUAUUAUCCAACUAUUAAAAUCAUCAUUGCUGAUGACAGCUUUACGCCAGAAAAGGUGAACGGUACCAACAUAGAGCAGUACAUCAUGCCCGGUGGUCAGGGCUGGUUCGCAGGCAGAAACUUGGGGAUCUCACAGGUUACCACCAAGUACUUCCUCUGGGUGGAUGAUGACUUUGUAUUCCAAAAUUUUACCCGCAUUGAGAGCUUUGUGGAGAUUAUGGAAGCACUUCCCGAGUUGGAUGUGCUCGGCGGUGAUGUUGGAGGAAAUCAGUUUUACUUCACACUCGCUUAUGAGGAAGGAGAUGAGAAUGAAGGUGGCUGUGCAAGUCGAAAUCAGAACAGGUGGCACAGUCCAGUCCCUGGCUUUCCAAACUGCUACUUUGUAGACGGGGUCGUCAAUUUCUUCCUGGCCCGGACCCAUUCGGUGCAACAGGUUGGGUUUGACCCUUUCCUGAAAAGAGUGGCUCAUACUGAGUUCUUCAUCGAUGGGCUUGGGACGUUGCUGGUUGCUUCCUGCAAGGGACUCUCAAUCAGCCACCAGAAGAGAGCUAACAGCAGUCUGUAUAGUAAAUACAGGACACAAAAGAAGUCAGCUGAAGUAGCGAAAGAGAAACAUCACUACUUUAAGAACUAUCUCAAGUGCAUCAGAUAUUGA